This is a messenger RNA of Megalops cyprinoides (Indo-Pacific tarpon), 210 nucleotides long. It is a transcript of the gene gngt2b, whose product is annotated as guanine nucleotide binding protein (G protein), gamma transducing activity polypeptide 2b. Gene Ontology annotation, biological process: G protein-coupled receptor signaling pathway. The record is from RefSeq and is a predicted model, not a curated record. Gene Ontology annotation, molecular function: G-protein beta-subunit binding. Gene Ontology annotation, cellular component: heterotrimeric G-protein complex. Bases 1 to 210 code for a protein of 69 amino acids. The transcript is spliced from 2 exons. NCBI's taxonomy places the organism in Eukaryota, Metazoa, Chordata, Actinopteri, Elopiformes, Megalopidae.
AUGGCACGGGACAUGUCGGAUAAAGACAUUCUCAAGAUGGAGUUAGACCAGUUGAAGAAGGAAGUGAAAACUGAGAGAAUGCCGGUGUCAACAACAGCUAAAGAGAUAGUGGAGUGGGUUGAUGGCCAGUAUGCUGAGGACCCCCUGAUCAAAGGCAUCCCAGAGGAAACAAAUCCCUUCAAGGAGAAGGGAGGCUGCAUAAUAAGCUAG